UCGUCCAUUAUAUUUCUCAUCAAACACAAAGUUCCUAUAGCAAAUGUAAGCAUGCUAUCUCCUACUUCAAAAUGGUCUUAUAACCUUUUCCUAAACACAUUUCUACUUAUCUUUGUUUUAUCAUUUAAUCUAGGUUCCUCGACAUCUAAAUGUAACCCAAAUGAUAAAAACAACCUUCUAGAGAUAAAAAAGCAUUUCAAUAUAUAUGGUAAUGCCUCCACAUUCGUGAGUUGGGAUCCAAACACUGAUCCUUGUACGAAUUGGACUGUUGGGAUCAACUGUGAUACCAAUGGUCGUGUUACUAAUCUUCUAAUUAGCUCUGAUUAUGAUGUCGUAGGUGAGAUCCCAGCUUCCAUAGGAGAGCUCCCAUACCUCCAAUCCCUAUAUCUAUCCUACUUGCCACACCUCUCUGGCCCAAUUCCCCUCUUCUUAGCAAAAUUGACCAAUCUUGAACAACUUAAACUCGGCUAUAAUCUUAGUGGAUCAAUCCCUGAAUUUUUAGGCCAACUUAAGAAACUAACCGUCAUCGAUCUCUCCUCUAACACCCUCACCGGCUCAAUCCCUUCAUCAUUAAGCCAUCUCCCUAAGAUCAGGUACAUUAGCUUUGAAAAUAACAUGCUUUCUGGUUCUAUCCCUACCUCCUUUGGCUCAAUCAAGAGCUUGGGACAACUUUUCCUCAACUCCAAUAACCUUUCAGGCCCAAUCCCAUCUUCUUUUUCUCGCCUUUCAAACCUUAACUUCCUUGACCUCAGACAAAAUCAACUCACCGGAAACAUCCCACCCUCAUUUGGCUCCUUCAAAGCCUUAUAUCUCUACCUCUCCUUUAACAACCUAUCCGGCCCGAUUCCAAGGUCAUUUGGCAACGCCAAUUUACCGCAACUUCUUAUUAGCAACAAUAAGUUUACCGGGGAUGCCUCAUUUUUGUUUUCUAAGGACAACACUGUCAUAUCGUUUAUAGACAUUAGCAAUAAUUUAUUCAACUUCGAUUUCUCUAACGUUGAUCUUCCUCAAAGUUUGAAUUAUCUCGACAUAAGCCAUAAUAAAAUUUAUGGCUCCCUUCCUAAACGACUGGGACAGUUGCCUUUGAAAGGUAUUGAUGUCAGCUUCAAUCAGCUUUGUGGGAAGAUACCCACUGGUAGGCGAUUAAAGAGGUUUAAGCCUACAUUGUUUUCCAAUAACAAAUGCUUGUGCGGUCCACCAUUAUUACCUUGCCGUUAGUAAGCUUCAAAUGCAUAAUUCAAGUUAUUUAAAUAAGCCAAUGAGGUUUGAUGAGAAACAAACAUGAAGAGUUCAAGUCAAUAAAUCAAGUAUCCAAGCAGCAACAGAGUUCUUCAAAGGAACACAAACAGAUCAGUUCCUCAGCAGAACCUAAGAGGAACAACGAGGAUAAAGUUCCUGAGUAGGAACAAGCAUGGAGAAGUUUCAGAGGCGGAACUAUCAACAUGAGGCUCUUGAGUUGGAGCAUCAUGAAGCAUGAAGAAGAAAAUAAGAGUUUAUUUUCUAGGAUUCAUGUAAGUAUGUAGAAACUUGAAUAAUUAAGGAACACGGUGCCAAAAGGAACUUGUCGGAACUUAUGAGAAAUAACGUCAGUUUAUUUUCCUAUAAUAUUCCUAGUCUUAAGGUAAUUUUAAG
Molecule: messenger RNA, 1632 nt
Organism: Spinacia oleracea (spinach)
Lineage: Eukaryota; Viridiplantae; Streptophyta; Magnoliopsida; Caryophyllales; Amaranthaceae
Product: polygalacturonase inhibitor 1
Exons: 2
Coding region: 52-1218 (388 amino acids)
Molecular function (GO): protein binding
Source: RefSeq, a predicted model, not a curated record